This is a messenger RNA of Pochonia chlamydosporia 170, 2283 nucleotides long. RefSeq names its product Ribonuclease H-like protein. The transcript has 3 exons. The record is from RefSeq and is a predicted model, not a curated record. Bases 1 to 2283 code for a protein of 760 amino acids. Lineage: Eukaryota; Fungi; Ascomycota; Sordariomycetes; Hypocreales; Clavicipitaceae.
AUGAAGCUGGGCCCGUUUGGUGAGGAGAUGGAGAAUGCCUCCUCAACACCGCCGCCUUCCGAACCGUCCAUCAGUUCAACCUCAAGCGCACAUGGGUCCAGCAGAUUCCCGAACUAUCAGACUUGGACGACUGACAAGUUCAAGCUAUUUCCCAAUUUCACAACAUGCCAUGACCCUUCUCGAGAGCGAACAUGGUGGUGGCAAUUUGGCUUCAGGAUGAAGGACCACGGCUCUGAACCUCAUAAGAUUGUAUGGGUCUGCGAAAGAUGCUUCCUUCGCAACAAAAUGAAAGCUACGCAUUACACCUUCAUCGCCUCAACCGCUGGAAGCAUUGUUCGACAUCUGAGAAAGGAACACACGAUUUUCCAGCCUGCUGGCUCACGCGAAGACGGGGUUGUCGGGACAGGAAGUGCACAACGGAGCUUGCUCGAUAUGCUGCGCGCUGAUCCGAAGAAUCCUCGCGACCAAAGCCUUCUUAGCAAUUUGCAUACUUUGUUUGAUCCGGCGAUGAAUCAGCUUCUUCUCCUGGACUGGCUAACUUACCACAACCUCCCAUUUAAUUUGGUUAAUUCCGAGCGCUUUAGACGGCUGCUGCUCUACAACAAUCCGUGUCUUCAAGAAGGGCAGAUACCCAGCGACAGGACCCUCGUGAACCUCUUAACAAAAGAAUACAAUCGAGCUCUUGAUCCCGUAAAAGCUAUUCUUCAAAGAGCGAGAAGCAUGAUUCAUUUUACUUUUGACGGUUGGACCUCCCGACAAAACUCAUCAUUUCUUGGCGUCAACGCCCACUUCAUUGAUCGGGAUUGGAAGCAGUGGAGGAUCCUUCUGGCGUUGCCCGCUCUCCGUAAGCGCCAUACUGGGGCAGCGCUGGCCGAUGAGGUUGCAGACACAAUAUGUGCUUUCAGUCUUCAACAUAAGAUUGGUUACUGUACGCUUGAUAAUGCAACGAACAACGACACGGCUAUGGAAGCACUUGGCCAUGAAUUUGACUUCGACCAACACGAGCGUCGUAUUCGGUGCGCUCCUCAUUUCCUGAAUCUGUCAGUAAAGGCAAUGAUGUACGGCGGUAAAAGGGACAAUUUUGCUGAGCUGCUUGCGCAUUGGGGAGAUCAGGACUUCAUGACUGACGAAGACGAGCAGCGUCAGCUGUCCGACGCUGUUGAUGCACUGAAUGGCGACGACGAUCUUGACACGCCGAAUCUGGAGGAAGAUUACGAGUCAAACACUACUCUGGGGGAGAGCCAGGAUUCGUGCCUAGUUCCUGAGAUAGUCAAUGCCGACAAGAUGGAGAAGUAUCGCAAGUACGGCCCUUUUGGCAAGUUGCACAAUAUCGGCAUUGCUCUUCGAACGAGCAGCCAACUUCUCGAGGACUUUCAUGAAGCUCAACGGCAAACUGCCCCUGAUGAACCCGUAUUAACGUGGGUCCAAAAUCUUUCGCUCGAGGAAUGGAAGGUCGUUACUGCGGUUCAGAAGAUACUUCAACCGUUCAAGGUUGCUUCAAAACAACUCCAGGGCGCAGGCAUUUCUGGCAGACGCUCAACAACAGGUGGUUUCGAUGAGUACUCUCAGGUGAUUGAGAUGCUCCUUGAUCACCUUGAGUGGGCCAUUCAAGGUGUAAUAAUCGAAGAGAAUGAUGAUCAUAUGAUGGAAGAGGUUCACUUGUUUGACGACAUGGAUGCAAAAACCCGUAGGCUCUUAAAAAUUUACAUCAAACUCGGUUGGAAAAAACUGAACGAUUACUAUGAUAAACUGACCUCGACCGCCUAUGUGGCGGCGAUUGUAUUCCAUCCGAGUAAGAAAUGGCGAGCUUUAGAGCAGCUUUGGAAUCAGCUGCCGUCUCGUCAGACAUCAGGGUGGAAAAAAGCUUACGCCGGGAACUUGACAAGCAUCUGGGAGGAAAAUUACAAGCACAUGGCUCACGAGCCAGCCUGCAAUGCCAUGUCAGCAUCUGGAAGCCAUGAUGCCUUGGACUACAUUGAGCGCCGAUUGGCGUUUAGUCGAUCAAUCGCGGGAUCUGCCGCCGCUUUUGGCGGCUUCGACAGUGAGGGGCCAACACACAACUCAGGUACAGUGUACAUUGAGCCAGGAACAGGCACGACUAGGCAGAUUUGCCAACAGGCCCCAGCAGCUCCACCAUGCCAGGCACAUGACGGUUUCAAGCCAACAUGGCACGCACUUCGAUCCAAAGUUCCUGAAUCUGGUUUACGCAAUCUGGUUUACGUGAAUCCGUUUUCCGACACCACCAAAGUUGACGACCGUACCAAGUCCCUGAGCAGUGCCUGA